CGGCAAACGAGUGUAUUAUCUCAUCAAUGUCCAAGUCAACUACAGGGCGUACUCUCCCUAUAAAUAACCAGUAAAAUACUGUCGUUUGAAGACGAUAGACAAGCAUCACCCAGUCAUCAUCAUCAUCAUCAUCAAGAAAACCCCUUCACCUUCAAAAUGAGCAAGAUCUCAGACUUUGGUCUCCUCUCCUUCGACGUCUACGGCACUCUCAUUGACUGGGAGACUGGCGUUCUGAAUGGUCUCAAGCCCCUUCUCCAGUCCAACAAUGCCGAAAUCUCUCGAGAAGAUCUCUUGAAGACCUACCAUGAGGCUGAGGUUGCUCAACAGAAAAAGACUCCUGACAUGAAGUAUUCUGAGCUUCUAACUACCAUCCACCCUCAUGUUGCAGAGCGUCUCGGCUUCUCUAAGCCCACAUCUGAACAAAACAAGGCCUUUGGCGACUCAAUUGGAUCAUGGCCUGCAUUCCCUGAUACUGUUGAUGCUCUUCGUCGUCUCGGCAAACAUUACAAGCUCGUUGUUCUGUCUAAUGUCGACCGCGAGUCCUUCUCCGGCAGCAAUGCAGGUCCUCUUCAGGCCAUUCCCUUCGACCUGAUUAUCACUGCACAAGACGUUGGAAGUUACAAACCUAACCUGAACAACUUUAAGUAUAUGUUGCGGGAAGUGGAGGCUAAGUUUGGUAUUCCCAAGGAAAAGGUGCUGCAGACUGCGCAGAGCCAGUUUCAUGAUCAUCAGCCCGCGAAGCAGAUGGGCAUCAAAUCAAGCUGGAUUGAGAGACCUGGAGCUAGUAUGGGUAACACAGAGGAUCCUGUAUAUGAUUGGAAGUUUGCCACGCUUGGGGAUAUGGCUGAUGCGUUGGAGAAGGAAAUUGCUAGCAAGUAAAUGAGUCUAAACUUGAUAUAAACCAUGUAAUACAGAUCAUUUGUGAAAAAUUAUUAAACUCUUAA
Molecule: messenger RNA, 944 nt
Organism: Fusarium oxysporum Fo47
Lineage: Eukaryota; Fungi; Ascomycota; Sordariomycetes; Hypocreales; Nectriaceae
Product: HAD-like domain-containing protein
Exons: 1
Coding region: 157-879 (240 amino acids)
Source: RefSeq, a predicted model, not a curated record